Molecule: messenger RNA, 2230 nt
Organism: Biomphalaria glabrata
Lineage: Eukaryota; Metazoa; Mollusca; Gastropoda; Planorbidae
Product: nuclear pore complex protein Nup85-like
Exons: 22
Coding region: 89-2059 (656 amino acids)
Biological process (GO): mRNA export from nucleus; protein import into nucleus; positive regulation of DNA-templated transcription
Cellular component (GO): nuclear pore outer ring
Molecular function (GO): structural constituent of nuclear pore
Source: RefSeq, a predicted model, not a curated record
AGGCCCUUAAUUGAGAGUAAAUGAGCAAUCCAGGCUUUAUUUUUAAGAGUUAUCAAACUUUUUCUUUCGGCUUAUUUUGAUUAUCAAAAUGGCGGCAUCCACAGUGGAUGGCGAAGUUGAAGUAUUUACACUUCCCUUUAAAAAAUCCAGGAACUUGAAGCUGAGAAGUGUCUGGGGCAUGGGGAAGGAACUGUACAUGUUUCAGUCACAGAUACCUCACAAAGAAAGAGAAGAAAGUCAGAGAAGCUCCAGUGAGUCUAAAAUUUUUGAUGUUCAGUGGAAUGCUGAGAUGCAUGAUAUAGCCAGAAAAUUGGUGAAUGAAACACACAAUAUUUUUGUAAUAUUGCAAGGUCAAGUGAAGAGUCUAUCUCAGUCCAUAUUGUAUUCACAGCUGCGUAAAGCAAGUAAACAGUACAGAGCAGUGUUAAAGGCUUGUAGUAUGGAGCUGAUGCAGAUUGCAGAUUCUUGCACUGAUGAAAGUAAAAAACUGAAAUAUGAAGAGCACAUCCAAGAGUUUGAGAUGGUUCAGCUCAUUUGGAGUUUGUGUGAAAUACUGUUCAUAGAUGUUGCUCCAGGUGGCCUUGUACUCACCUCUCUCCUCGAUUGGCUACAGUGGCAUUUCCAAGAGGGGAAACAACUGGCUACCAAAGUCAUUCAUUCAGACCAACCUUGUGAACAUCCCCAAUAUUGGGAGGCUAUCUAUCGUCUGCUACUCCAGGGAGAUACAGAAAAUGUCAGAAAGUUGCUGGCCCUUAAUGUCUACAGCCACUCCGACUCCUUUAUUGCCGCUGAUGAAGUGUUGAAAAAGAUGCCACGCUGGACAUAUCAACAUGCUCAGUCUGUGGCAGAAUAUGAAAUGAAAUGGAGGCACUGGAGGGAAGAAUGUGUACGCAGAUAUGAAGCUGCACAGUUUGCUGCCUACCCUGAACUUGAGACCAUUGUUCAGGUAUUGUGUGGUGAUGAGGCAGUGUUCAAAGAUUUGAAAGACUGCUGUGAAACAUGGUACCAUCUCCUGGUGUCCAAGCUACUGUAUCAGAACCCAACAUGCAGAAUACAAGAUCUCACUUAUGAAAUUAAGCCCUGCCAAGCAGUGUACUCAAACUCCAGUCCACAGAUACAAGAACUAGAUAACAUUCUUCAAGCUGCCUUGGAAUUUGAUCUACAUCAGGUCAUUAAAGACAGUUGUACUUUCCUAAGUAAUCGCAGUUGGUGGUUUGUGUCUCACUUAGCUGACAUACUGCACCACUGUGGUCAACUAGAUCCACAAGAAUUGCCGUUUGGCUCCAAUCUCCGAGAGUAUUUGCUGUUAGAAUAUGCCACUUCAUUGAUGGCACACAAAAGUUUAUACCAAGUUGGCAUAGAUUAUCUUGACUUUUGUCCAGUGUUUGGAAGGUCCUACAUUGAAGCGUAUGUUGAACGUAUUCCUCUAGAGACAGAAAGAAAAGCUCAUAAAAUAUUACAUAUUUGUCUGGAGCGAGAUUUGUUAGUUCAAGCUCAAAGCAUUUGUAAAGUUAUGGGCAUGAAGUGUCUGAAACAAGAAAGAUUUGGCAGUGCUCUCUCUUGGUUUCUUAAAUCUAAGGAUGCCACAGUCAUCAAACAAGUUACAGAUAGGUUCCUGAACGAGUAUUGUGAAGAAGGUAAAUUCUCUCACCUUGACCUCAUUGACCAUCUUGGGCCAUCCAUGUUGAUAACUAACAGUUUAACAUUUUUAGCUAAAUACCGAGAGUUUCACACUUUCUAUAACAAUGGAGACGUCAAAGGAGCAGUUAAUCUUUUGCUGUCCCUGAUUUCCUCUAGACUGGCACCUAAAUUUUUCUGGAUGACUAUGUUGAUGGAUGCAUUACCUCUUUUAAAUCUUCCUGAGGUUGUUUUUAAUGUCAGCCAGACCUAUGAACUCCUGCACUGUUUAGAAGAGUUACAAAGAGAUGGCACCUCUAAUUAUAAGAAUCUUAAGGAAACAGAAAUUGAGAAGUUGAAACUUCUUAGGAUUGCAUUGACCAGAAAUUUGGCAAAUGCCAUUCUCCAAGAGAGGUCUGUCAGAACUGUCAGUAUAUCCUAGCUGCCACCAGGAAUUAGACAUCUUCCUGUUACAAUGAAAAGAUGGAGAGGUCAGAGGUCACUGUUAUGAUAAUGCUGGUUUUCUAAUCUCCCUUGCCUAUGUAAAAUAAAACUGUUCCAUGUAUGAAUAUAUGCUUUUUUUUUUUUGUAUAUUGUCACUGACUGCUCAGUG